GGCUAGGGCAGGGCUGAAUUGUCCGCAGUGCGCACCACUUCUUCAUGGCCCUGCAGAAUGGCUAGCUGGGCCGAGCUGAUGGGGGCAGUCACUCAGACUUUUAGAACGGUCAUAUAAUAGCGCCAGGCGGUCUGAAGUUUCACUGCUUCAGCUCCUAGCAAUUGGCGCCUUACGCAAUAAGCCUAGGAUUCAUUGUGGCAGGUCAGGACGGCGUUUCGCUUUACGGCCAAGCGGACAGAAUGUUUGUUCUGCCGUUCCUCUUUGCAACAACCUGAUUUGUGUCUUUCAUCCAUUUGAUAAGAGUGUGCUUUUGCUCCAGUUGCGUGCUGCUCAGGCCAUAGGCUGCCUGCGCUGUCCCAACAUUAGAAAUCAGCAAGCUGGAAAGUCGUCUCAAGACGUGGCAGUAAGCAAUCAUUCAAGGAACUGGGAAUGAGCAAUCAAACACUAAUCAGCAUCUGAACGCCAGCAAUCAACAACUAGCAAGUAAGAGUCAAACAGCUACCAGCAUCCGCGUAUUGGCAAUCCUCCAUCAUGACUCCAGCCUUCUCUAAGAAAGAUGAUGAGGACUGGGUGGAUUGCGUCCCCCGCUGGCUGCGAGCAAUGGUCGCGGCAACCGACCGCUCUCCAGAGGAAGUUGCUGAAGACGAAAGCGCGGGGUGGCCGAGGGGCUUUGACAGCAUGAUCUUCGGGGGGGUCAAGGACAUUCAAGCUGAGAAGGGCAGGGUCGUGUGCACUGUGCCAGUCACAAAGCUGAUGCUGAACCGGUAUGGCACGCUGCAUGGCGGCUGCAUCGCUACAAUGGUCGACGUCUUUACAACGGCUGCGCUGUGGACAGUCGGGGGCCCACCUGGAGGCGUCUCUGUCGACCUCAGCAUUGCAUACAUGGCGUCAGCAAGGGCCCAGGAGGACGUCGAGAUUGAGGCCCGCGUUUUGAAAGUUGGGCGAAGCUUGGCCGUUGCGUCCGCCACAGUCCGCCGGAAAAAAGAUGGGUUGCUGCUAGCAGAGGGUCGUCACACCAAGUUUGUUGCGUCAUCGCCAUCAUCAAAGUUGUAGUUGGAUUGGGCUGUGUACGUUUCGAGCUGUGUUUCCGAGAUAAAUGGAAGAUUUUAAGCUGCCAAAUAUCAGACCUCUUAUAUAUCCUGUAUUUGCCAGCGGCUUGCGCAGGAGAUAGCAGCAUUCGCAUGCGGUCAUAUGUGGAGUUGAAUGUUAACUUAGCCAGUCUUUUAUGUAAGAAGGCACAAUGGACGUGGGCGCUUUUGUGUGCAGAACAUGGCCACUGAGGCUUGAAGCACUGUCUUCAAGAACACACUAUAUAUCAGAGCUCAACCGUGCC
Klebsormidium nitens is the source of this 1333-nucleotide messenger RNA. Lineage: Eukaryota; Viridiplantae; Streptophyta; Klebsormidiophyceae; Klebsormidiales; Klebsormidiaceae. The record is from the annotation of a GenBank genome assembly.